This is a messenger RNA of Nycticebus coucang (slow loris), 2525 nucleotides long. RefSeq names its product tetratricopeptide repeat protein 33-like. Bases 168 to 947 code for a protein of 259 amino acids. The transcript has a single exon. Gene Ontology annotation, molecular function: protein binding. NCBI's taxonomy places the organism in Eukaryota, Metazoa, Chordata, Mammalia, Primates, Lorisidae. The record is from RefSeq and is a predicted model, not a curated record.
ACGGGCCUCCCUGGAAAGCUUAUCAGGUGGCUGGGGCUGCGCCGUGGGUGGUCGGGGCGCAGCAGAAGAGGAAAACAAGGCGCGUGGGUGUUGCGGUUAGGGAAGAAAGGAGCUUGAGAAAUCCGAGUUGAAACUCCACCGGGUCUUACGCAGCCGGGACACCAAGAAUGGCUUCUUUUGGGUGGAAGAGGAAGAUUGGUGAAAAGGUCUCAAAGGUCACUUCCCAGCAGUUUGAAGCUGAAGCUGCUGAUGAGAAAGAUGUGGUUGAGAAAGACGAAGGGAACUGGCUUCAUGCCAUUAAACGUAGGAGAGAGAUUCUCCUUGAAGGCUCUGCUGAGAAAAGUAAACAGCUGAAGGAUGAAGGAGCCAAUUUGGCUGAAAAUAAAAGAUACCGGGAGGCAAUUCAGAAGUGGGAUGAAGCCCUACAGUUGACCCCAAAUGAUGCUACCUUGUAUGAGAUGAAAUCCCAGGUCCUAAUGUCUCUUCAUGAAAUGUUCCCAGCAGUACAUGCAGCCGAAAUGGCUGUUCAGCGAAAUCCACAUUCCUGGGAGUCUUGGCAAACUUUGGGACGGGCUCAACUUGGAUUAGGAGAGAUAAUCCUGGCUAUUCGAAGUUUCCAGGUAGCUCUUCACAUCUAUCCAAUGAACCCUGAAAUAUGGAAAGAAGACCUGUCUUGGGCAAGAACACUCCAGGAACAGCAGAAAGUAGCGCAGAAGAUUAAAAAAAGGGAAGCACCACCUGAAGAAGCACCAAAGUCGAUUCCAGACUAUGACUUUGAAAGUGAUGAGAUUGUCGCUGUUUGUGCUGCUAUUGCUGAAAAACAGAAGGUGGUUUCAGCAAAUAAAACAAUGGUGAUUGUGUCGGCUUCUGGGACUGUGGAGACUGUAACUGAGAAGGAAGAUGGCGCCACACCACCAGAUGGCUCUGUUUUUAUCAAAGCCCGAUGAAGCAAUUUGCAUAAUGGAAGAAUUAUUUGAAUCUUUUUGAUUGCCACUUAAAGUUUAGAUGUAGGGGUAUUUACUCGGAGAUACAUGUAGAAGGCAGUUGAGGCAUACAGAAACUAAAUGGCAGAGUUGUUAUGUAGUGUUCGGACUAUGCCUUGAUAAGUUACGAUUGAUACUCCCUAAGGUUAGAGUUCUGAGUUAAAUCGCUUUUGAUUAAUGAACUUAAUGUAAUCUGAAUACAUAAAUGAAUACAUUUUAAAGACAACUUGAAAAGUAUAUUCUUAAAUAGUGAACAACUUGAUGGCCAAUGUUAUUAAAAUGGUGACUCAAAUUUUGUUUUAUGAUAAAGGAAGUAUGUGAUUUCUUUCCCUCCUAGAAAUAAUACUGUUACUAUUCAUUCUUUCAUUUUUCUUGCUUCAUUAGAGUAGGCCUGUCACAAAGCUUGAAUAUUUUUGACACUGAUUAUUUGAUUCAAAGUUGUCAUUUGGUUACAUGUGGAAUUUUUGAAAGUUUGGCUGGAAAUGCAUGCAAAUGUGUACAUUCUGAACAUUUCUCUUAAUUCUGAUUUGCAUUUCUAUUUUGAACUUAAAGUUAUAACAAUAGUAGUUUUCUCCCUCAAUAUUUUUAGAUGUGUGAAAUAUAUCAGAAUGGUGUUUUUGUUUUUUUUAAAUUGGUAUAGUGGGUAGAGUAGUCCUUAUCAAAAGUGAGUCAUUUUUAAAAUGUGCAUUUUUAAAAUGAAUGGCUUUUACAGAGAUUGUGACAGAUUUUACUGCUGUGUCAUCCCAGUCUCAAAACAGUAUUUUCCUUCAUUUUUAAGAACUUAAAUAAUCCUGAAGACAAAUUCUUGCUUGUAACUCUAAUAAUUUGAAUUACUUUUCUAGAUAACAUUUUUGGAAAUACUUAGUAAAAUGAAAAAUAAUUACAAAUUGGAAUAGCUAAAUCAUACCUUUCUAAAAAUAAAAAAUAAGGAUGUUAUUACAGUGUCAAUGAGUGAAUAACUUAAGCACAAAGUACAUAGAAACUGGAUUGUGAUUUAUAGUGCUAUCUCAUGUUUAUGAGAAGGCUAUGUUAAAGAUUGAAAAGCCACAAUCACAUUCAUAAAUCAAUACUGUGGUUGCAUGUGAAUUAUUAUUUUUAUAACUAUAUUAUAGUGCAGUUAUAAAGAACUAUUGAGUACUGUAAUUUCUGACACUCAGGAAGAUACUAUUGGUGGAAAAUUAAUUUUACCUUUGUUAGGGAUGCAAGUAGGCUACUUUAUGUUAAGGAGCUGUUGGAGCAUGUAAGUAAUGAGGAUGAUUUUUCAAAAUUUUGUUUUACUGGAAUGCAGAUAUAUCUUUCUUUUCAGAGUUGGAGAAGUCAGCACUUGCCUUGAAAAGUAUUAUAUUUUUACCCCAAGUUAUAUUGUUUAGAAAGCUCUGGUUAAAGAGGUCAGUUUCAGAGUGAUCUAAAAAAACAUUAUUUUAAUAAGGAGAAUUCUUAAAAGGUAGAUAGGUAUCUAGAGAAUAAAUAAUCAACAUUUAAUACGUUGUCUUGAGCAAUGGAUGGUUGUUUAUUGUAUAAUUUGUGAAUAAAUAGUUUUUU